CGGCGACGUCGAUCUCGAUCAGCCAAGGAAGAUGCUGAUCGGACAUGUCAGACUAGGACAGAGAAAGGAGUUUCCGUGCAGGGGAGGCGAACGUAAGGCGGCCGUUGGGGAGGUGGACGUAAGGCCGCCGCAGGGGAGGCGAUCGAUCGGGCAGAGAAAUAUUUCGAACGGACAAGGAGUUGGAGGGAAGAUUGACCAAAACCCUAAAAAUUUGCCAAUCUGAAGAUUGACAGAUACCCUAAACCUUCUGAUUCACUUUGCGAUGGUUGCUCGACAAGAAGACAGAGGCAAAGGUUGUUUGUCACGUUUGGCGAGCAAUAUGGGGGACAUGUGCGGCAACCAAUAAUAGAAUCAAGGAUCAGACAAAUAUUAUGUUUGAUUCAUUUGAUCCAGUCCAAAUAUCAUUUCCAUCAACUUUUUUUCAUUAAUCAUAAAAUUUAUGGAUUGAGAAAUUGGAUCACAU
This is a messenger RNA of Linum tenue, 463 nucleotides long. The record is from the annotation of a GenBank genome assembly. NCBI's taxonomy places the organism in Eukaryota, Viridiplantae, Streptophyta, Magnoliopsida, Malpighiales, Linaceae.